CAAGGAGGAGAGUCUCAACCGCCUCAAAUGGAUCCUAUUAUCGAUCAAGGUCCUGCUAAGAGAAUGAAGUUCUAAGCUUAUAGUUAUGAAGAUUGUUUUCCAUCAUCUAUGCUUGUAAAUAGCUGCGAUGAAAGCUGGGUCAUCAAGUUCCACCAUCCUCCUAUACGUUAUUGUUCUCUCGCUGGUCUUGUCUCCAAUACUUCCAUGUCAAGCAACUAGUUUGCCUCUAGGAGUUGGAGGGCGUAAGUUGAUGGCGCCGUCACCACCAAUUCUCAUGUGUCCACAGUGUGCAUGUUGUGCACCUGCUCCACCCGGUUUUUGCUGCCCAUGUCGUUGUCCAGGCGGUCCCUAAAAAGUCGGUGAUGUCUGCCUCAUCAGAAGGGCUACUGUGAUGAGUUAUAUAUGUGUGAUCUUUUAGUUUAUAUGUAUAAAUAAGUAAAACAAAAAGUAUACUCUUACUCUGUGUGUCUGAAUAAGAAGGGUUCUGCUGUAUGUUUUUAAGUUCAUUAGUUUUGAUCCUUGGAGAAA
Camelina sativa (false flax) is the source of this 528-nucleotide messenger RNA. RefSeq lists its product as uncharacterized. The record is from RefSeq and is a predicted model, not a curated record. Lineage: Eukaryota; Viridiplantae; Streptophyta; Magnoliopsida; Brassicales; Brassicaceae.